Molecule: messenger RNA, 7987 nt
Organism: Pocillopora meandrina
Lineage: Eukaryota; Metazoa; Cnidaria; Anthozoa; Scleractinia; Pocilloporidae
Source: the annotation of a GenBank genome assembly
AGUAAGUCAAAAUUGGCUGUUCAAUUAAGUGAUAAAACCAAUUUUGAAAGACCCUUUUUCGUGUUUAAGUCUCAACGUACUCGAGAAACCCAUCGGAGGACAUUUUCAACUGCCAAUUCACAGAUAGAAGCAACAGUAAUGACAAGAUAUUUGGUGCUCUACUCUUUCAUUUUUACGGUUUUAAUGUUAUUUCGGUAACUACUUGUUUUGCUGCCUAUACUGCUUGUAAAAUGAAUAUAAAGAUUUCCAAUGUAGACAUACAGUAAAGAUUCUUUUGCUAAAAAUUGCUAAGCAUAAAAUAAUAUGGAUAAAUUUUUUUUUAGAGGGCACGAUAACGAAUCCUGUAAUCUGAUUGGUUAUUUACCCGGUCAGUAUUUUCCUAUCUCUGCCCGCGGGCCACGGUAACGCUUUAUUGAGUCGCCGAGUACAUCGCUACUUUCGUUACCAUUUUUCAUAAAUAUAUCUCGUUUUUCCAGCUGGGCAGUAUUUUGAAGCAAAGACGUCGGUCACUACCCCAAGCCGAUAAAUAACUUAUGAAUCCUCUUUUUUCUCCCUCUCAAAUCACUUUGGCUGACAGACAAAUAUUGGUUUCAGAAUGAAUUUAUAUAAGCAAUAGUGUCCUUAUGUUAGUUGACAAGCGACCUAAAAACCAUCUGCAAUUAAUUUUGAUCGUUCACAAAAAGUAGAAAGUAAAAACGUGAGGUAUUUGGUUACAGUUGAACUAAUCGAACUUCACUCAUUUAAUAUCUGGAUUAUCUCAAACAAUUUGGUCGUAGUGAAAGAGCGAGCGAAGUUUUAAUUUCAGCUCCACAAGAAAUAUACGCUCUCGGUGAGUCUUUGUAAGUCCGUUCAGUUUGGACAUUUUUACCGUAAAUUGCACAACAGAAACUGAAGGAAUUCAGUGAGAAAAGGCCGCAUUAAAUCUCCUUGUAACUCGUUGGAGUGUAUCAUUCGAAUUUAGUUUUUGUAGGGGAAAGACCAGAUUUACACACGCCAUUGCAGCAAACAAACGAGCAAACUCUCACAACUUCAAAAUAAAAAAAAUUGAAUUUACCCACAAUUACUUUCCUCGCCUUUUACUUAAUGAACAGAGGUAAAUCUUCGUACAUGAAUUAAUCUUCGAUGGGAGUUAGAAAUACUUUCCGUUAGAUCAUUGACUGUUUUUGAGGAGACCAUUGUCGUGACAGUCCUUGCCAAACUAGACCCUGUGAGCAGGCUAACUGGGAUACCUGGAUGAUACUGGAUCCUUGCGGGAAUCAAGUGUAGUGAUACUACGAGUGUCGGACUAGUAUAUUGAAAUAGUGAGCUCAAGUCUGGCCAAGGGCAUACAUUUAUUUCAAAACAUAGCCAUGCUAUGCAUGCAAGAGUUAUUUUUUGUAGGGUGGGCAUAUCUCUUGAAACAUUGUAAGUGGUCUACAUUCUUACAAAAGGAAAGAAGAGUAUUAUCGCGGAAAAGAACGAAAAUGUCGAAUUACCUCACACACAGAUACUUUGUGGUAGAUUAUGUGUGUUGUGCGAAUAAAUGUAACCAAAAAUAAACUGUACUGGUGCCACGGAUACCUGUUAGUACAAAAUGCAGACAGCAGACUGCAGACCGAAUACAAAAUAUAGACUGCAGACUGCACAGUGGGUACAAAAACUGAGAAUCUGAAGAGUUUGUACGUCUGGUAUAUAAUAUGUCAUCUUGCAGUUUGCCGAGUGUCACGCAAUUGCUUUUCCGCGAUCAACCUUCACGAUUAUUUGCACUAUUGUGGAAAAUUCCUGGCUCAUUUCUUGAUGAAAAUCGAUCGUAAUAUAAUUUAAAGCCUUCAGUAGAGUCUUCUUACUUUGCGCGUGAGUUGGUUGGUGUGAUGUCUGUGCAGAUUUUACCAACGUAAUAAAAGUAGAUGAUGUGAAUAACAGUAAUGGUAACGCAAGCUUCAAACGGCAGAAAUCGCCAGAAACUACAAUGGAUAAAUAGGGUAUGAGUAAUUUUUAUUGAUUUUACGAGAAAAAUGUUCAUAUUUCGAAAUAGUUAUCGUUGUAAAUCGACCAUAUUUCGUCCCCUAUACUAUUCCUUAUAACGUGUUCAAAUUUUCAACGGAUCCUCUCGUAACUUAACACCGAGUUACACAACGCGUUACGUGUUCAUGAAUUAAUCGUUGGCUUUUUCUCGAGACUUGAGCUUGGGAGGCCUGUGACAAGGCAAUUGUGUAAACAAUACUCAACAUAAUAACAUUAUACACAAAAAACACAGGAUUUUGGAUCAUGUAUUUAUUAAAAAAGAAUAUCCCUACAACUACAAUGAAAACAAACAUAAGAUUCACCUUUCUUAUCGUGAAAUUAAUACCAUUCGCACUGUUAUUGCAGCUACGUUCCCUGGCAUCAAGUGAAUCCAACAUGGCGUCUUUCUUCACAAGCAGUUUGCAUCCAUUAGAGUUUGGUUCUUCAGUCUCACAGUAGUAGUGUUGUUCAAUAGAUUGCAUAGAGUAUAUGCAGUUUGGUUUCAGAUUUCAGAUUUUGCUUUUUACAACAAGUGUACGUUUUUUUAACUAAGACAUUGGCAUACAAGGCAUACAAGGCAUUCAAGGCUUUCAUGGCUUUAAAGCGUUCGCGACUCAAUCCGUUCCAAAAUUAUCGCUCAAAAACAUCUUUUAGUGUGGAUUGGCCGCGAACAAUACGACUUGUGUAUGCGUCUGUAAGUAUUUUGAGCGUUUGCGCCAUAAUGCUCCAAGUGAUCGUAGUCCAAACACGUUGAAAUACAAAACGUCUGACCAAAGAGUUUUAUAAGCAAAAAUCUCGUGGUUGGUCAUGUGACCCGGCCCUGUCCGUGCAUGACAACGUCAAUCGUCAUCAAGAUAACACGCGUGAUCAGCAUGUGAACACCUCAUUGGAUCACAGUUAGUGGUCAUGGUGUUGAGGGCCCAAUGACCUCUGGGUACUAUUGCGCAAUUUUGCCAUUUUGUGACGGAGGAAAAAAAAAAAAAAGGCAAAAAAACAAAGGUAUUUUAUGACUGGGCUACCACAGGUUUCCCAGUAACUAGUUUCGUUGUUUUUCCAAGAUGAACUGUGCUUUUUCUUUCUUGCGCGUUCUUUAAUUGACAGGUGUCAGAUUGUGACAGAUACUUGUAAAACUAAUGUUUCAAAGUUUGUUUUGAAGCCUUUUAAAUCACCUUUAUCAAUACGCAAAUGAAAAUGUUGCGGUGAGGCAUCUCUCUUUCAUUUUCAUCACCCCUAUUUUAACUACCAUUUACUCGCUCAAAAACUGUUUGGUUUAUGGAAGAUCUUGCCGUAUUUACAGCCCUAAAUCAUUCGGGUUCUUUCGGAAAGACUUUCGUUAAGUUUAAAAAAAGAAAAAUAUGUUAUUUACCGGCUAGGGGUCCUCGGUAACAGUUUUUUACCAUACGGACCUCCAAGCCGGCAAAUAACAUAUAUAUAUUUAUAUAUAAGAGUCACAAUAUCAAUUCCUCAAAGUAAAAGUUCCGGAAUCUGAAAAUUAAGUUUUGAUCUACUAUUCUUAAAAUUUGUUUUAAAAACUUUGGUAGAUUGAGUUCUUCAGGAUUUCUGUCGAUUGCUGAACAUUUGUACUUACCUAUAUACUUGUAUACGUACCGGCCGUAGAACCUACAUACACUGCGUCGUACAGAUUUCUUUUCAAUUCUUCAACGAAGCAUUGGCUGAUAACAUUUACGGGGAGGAAGGUGCAAAAAAUGACGGUAAUUUGAUUGGGCUGUCUAAGACGCACGAGUUCCAAACCGCCAGCAGCUGUCUGCUGUACGAAAAAAACUACCAACCAGCAAAAUAGCUUAAUGAAAAACAUCAAGUCAUACCUAGGCAGAAAACUAACUCGAUAGCGGUAGGAUUUCACGUAAAUGUGAUAUUCACUGACUUAACAAUUUUGUGAGAAAUUUUUCUGCAAUAGUUUUCGUGUCGCGAUAAAAACUAGACAAAAAUGUGAUUAGUAAACAUAACAAACAUAAUCUACAACGAAUAAAAGAAAAAUCUUAAUCCAAGGAAAAUUUUAAUCGCAGCUUUUACCUUACCGACAGAUUAAGAACCCGCUCUGCCAUAAUAACUUACGUAUUUUUUUCAGUGUCGAAUGUGAGGCUCGUUGGUUCUCCAAUUAGUAAUGCUGGACGAGUAGAAGUGUUUUACUUGGGAGACUGGGGGACAGUAAAUAACUGGGGAUGGGACCUCAAUGCUGCUCACGUGGUAUGCCGCCAGCUGGGGUACCCUGCGAGCCUUUCAUCUGGUUAUAAUAAUCAGUUUGGUUCGAGCACAGGGCCGGAAUGGUUCAGGAACGUGAGAUGUUUUGGCAACGAGACCAAUCUUGGAGAAUGUACAAAAGAUGUGUAUGGUUAUAUUUCCAGUGGAUCAAGUACUAUAACAGUAUUGUGCAAGUUACCAUAUCAAGCAGGUGACCUAUCUACUUUUUGGAUACACGCUUGUGUUGAUACGUUUUCACAAAAUGAUCUCCCAGAACCUAAUUUAAAUUUGCAUUAAGACAGUCGUAUUCCAAUAAUGUACCCAGCCUUACUUUUCCCUCGACAUAAGUGAGGCAAAGGAAUGCAAAAACACGCGAAACACAAAGGACGAGUGGGGAUUAAGGCAUAAAAAACAGGAACAAAGCAAAAAAGAAAAAAAAGGAAAAAAUGCGGGGAUGGAGUGGGCUGUACAAAAUUUUUGGUUUUCCCUUUUCUGGAUUUUCGCUCUUUUUCUUCCUAGAAUAAUAGUGGUCCAAUCUUAUUUCUCAUUCACACCAUUCCAUCCACGUAAAAGGGAAUAAAUGAAUAAAUAAGUAAAUGAAAUGAGCUAUUAUAUUUUGGGAGGUGGGGGUGAUCUAAAGAAUAAGUUUCCUUUAUAAUGAAACAGUAAUUUUCCGACACUUUUACAAAGAAAUAAGUUGUUUAAUUUAUUGUCUAAAGCAGCUUCUCAUUCCCUCUUUUAAAAAGCAAAGUUGAGAUCUCUAAGAAUAUUUUUUCCUUCCUGCAUUUAUUUGCCCAGAUAUCUCUUCAAAAUGCUUGGAGGUCAAAUGUCAACACCAAGGAACCUGCAUUGACACUGGAGGUGGUGCUAUUUGCAACUGCACAGAAGGAUUCACAGGAAUCCAUUGUGAAAAAUGUGAGUGAAACAACUUUUUUCAAUACUUUUGUACGUAUAUGUGAAAGAUAACCACCAGCCAGCGAAUUGUGUUUGGACUGACAAAAAUUUAUUAGACGGGUCUAUAUUCGCAUAUCGUACCUUGUCAAAGGAAAAAAAGAUGCUUACAGAAGAUCAGAUUCCCUUUGUUGGAUUUAUGCAUCAAACAUAACUGUAAGUAACGCUCCCAUCUUGAAGGGGAAUACUACCUUGUAGUUCAAAACUUUGAUUUUGAAAAAUUACGAACGGUUAGGCGUGAUCUUUUCAGAGCUCACCGCACGCCAGAUGCAAAGGAAAUCCAUUCCACCCGCCUUUCUCUGCUACCUUGUUUAGGCAUAAGAAGCUUACUUUUUUCCAUUAAUCGGUUCAAGAAUCUGAUUUGUAUAUUUUUCUUUCCUGGCAGUCUUAAUAUGCGAAAAGUAGCAUAAUCUCAGGAGGUGACUGUACGAACUGAUUUUAUCACUUUCAUACCAUACAGACCAAAAUGAUCACUUCAGUAUCUUUUUUGGCUUGUCUUAUUCCUGUAGCAAUAUCUAAUCCAUGUCAGAGUUCUCCAUGUAUGAAUGGUGGAAAGUGCUUCAGCAAUGAAUCUUCAUAUAUCUGCUCGUGUCCCGUUGGGCUUUCGGGGCAUCGUUGUGAGGAGCGAACUGCCAUCAGUAACUUUAUUUAUAUGUUCUUCCCUUGUUGCAAAUCAAUAGAGCUAUUAUUAUGUCAAGUCUGGAGACGAGACGAAAUUGUCGAACACGUUUUGAUGAUAAUGAAAGCAAGGCUAAGAGAUUUUUCCACUACCGCACUAUAGCUUAUGUUUUGUCAUCAAAGUCACCAGAUAAGCUUUUAAGGUCUUACGAGUAUUUAAAUCAUUGUUUGAAAGUAAGCGUAUUCAUGUUGAGCCUAAGUAUUAGAAUAGAAACCCUUAGCUCUCAUUGGUGGCCAAAUAGUUUUUUAAGAGAACUGAGUUUCUUUUUCUUGUGUCUACUAUGCAGCCAUGAAGCCGUGCCAGAGCCACCCGUGCCCGAACAAUGCAUUUUGCCACGACAAUGAAACUCAUUUCUACUGUGUGUUUAAUGAGGCAGAGCAUUCAACAUCACAGAGCGGUGGUGAGCUUUAGCUUUUUUGUGUGUUCUGUUGUCUAUUUCUUCUCAAACUCAUCAUUGAUUUAUUAAGCUGUCUCAAGGAAAAUUUUAAACGUGACAAUGGUAAGAUACAAGAUACAUUAAAAUAAUUUGCUUCUUCGAUUGAUGAAGUGUAUCAAACGCACGAACUGUGUAUUGUUACAUUUCGAAACACCUCGAAAUUUGUUAAAAAUAAACGUCAUCUGGGACGCAUUGGAUGUGUCCUUUCUCAUGAAGUUGACCUUGAAAUUGUUUUUUCUCUACAGAUGGGUCCUUGCAAAAACAGAACGGAAGUACAACCUCCAAGACUACGUUUCUUGUAACAUUAUCAAUUCUCGCGUCUCUUGUGUUCCUUCUUAUUGCUGCAGUUGUUUACCUUAGCUUCCAAAAUCGGAAGCUUUCUAAACUUAAACCUAGAGACCAACAGGCAACCUUUAGCAAUAUGGCCUACAGAAGUGAUAAAGAGGAAACCUACUACAGUGACGAAAUCGACCUGGGAACAGGAACAAAUCACAGUUCUAUGCCAACGAGGGACAACACUAACCAUUUAUAUGAAAUAGCUCCCACUUUCCAUGAAACAGCCACCUCUCGAGCUCUUCCACCAAUUCCACCACCACAUAGGGCGGAAAGAAUGAAUCCGCAAGCUGCUCGUAAGAAAGCCAACCGGGGAAAUGACGGUUUAAAAGCGAUAGCCGUGGAAGGGUCAAAGAGGGCCACGACAGGGGCCGGAGAGCAUUACAUGGCUUUAUCAAAGGAGAACAGCAGCACUGCCUCACGUAAUAUCUCAGCUGAUGGAGGACCGAAUCCCAACGAAUACAUGUCUCUGUCACCAAACAGGCACGGAGAUAUUUCUCAUUCUUAAAGUCCUCAAGCGUCUCACUUCUAAAGGUCGAUUAACAUUACAAAGAUAGAAAAAGGCGGAGGGAUCUGAAAAAAGGAGAGUCAGAAAAAUUUGCUUUAUUCUAAGGGCAAACUAGUAUUGUACUGCACAAUUUGUUCACCUGGGUACCCACGCGUGUCUAUUCCUUCAAACAAAGCAUUAUUCCAGGAAAACCAAAUAUGUAGCGUCCAAAAAGCACUUGGUAUGGUCGAAGGCCUAGUUUGAAUUCAUUAGAGCACGGAGAGAGAAGUUAGUAGUGCGAACUCUCUCUUAUUACGCUUUCUCGAGCGAUACGCUUUUUUACAUCGGCCCUGCUUAACGUAUUAAACGCCUUUUGUGUCUCUUAGUAUGCAUAUACCAUUAUUAGUAGUGAUGCCUAAGUUCAAAGUCUUCCGGCGCAAAUGGGAAAACUUCUUGAGGUUUCAGGGAUUUGAAUUGUCCAAACCUCGCGGUAGCUUUCUAUCUCCUAAAUUUCUUCAAUCCGUGGGGCUAAUAUUACUUCCCAAGUAAACACCGAGUGCAGAUGACAGCCCGGUUUUGUCUUGUAAUCAUUAGGGGUUUAGAUUUCAUUGGCAAACUUUUCAGAGUGAAUGAAAGGUUAAGUAGGCAGCAUCUUUCAAGAAAGUAGUAGAGGAUCUAAAGUAAUCCAGGACUGCACUAUUUUUGCAUAAUUCUGCUUUAUAAUUGAUGUCACGCCGUCCUCUCGACCAAUCAGAUUCAAAUCUAAAAUCAAUCCUGACUUGGUUGAUUUUUCCACUCUUGUGGCAGAGUAAUUAAAGUACUUUGAGCUCUGAUUGGCUCUUAUGGUAUGUUUUGGUUCUAUUAGCUUGUUGUGGUUUCAUUUAUCUUUGUAAUAGGACACUCAAUUAAAAAGAGC